Cyphomyrmex costatus is the source of this 1196-nucleotide messenger RNA. RefSeq lists its product as uncharacterized. Bases 60 to 1196 code for a protein of 378 amino acids. The record is from RefSeq and is a predicted model, not a curated record. Lineage: Eukaryota; Metazoa; Arthropoda; Insecta; Hymenoptera; Formicidae. The transcript has 5 exons.
UCUUUGGCGAAGCAGUCUUGUCGAAGUUACAGGAAGAUUAUUGCAGUUUUAUUAUCGAGAUGAAAAACGACUUAUCGCUUCGGAGUAUCAUGUUUUUCAUGAUCUUCAUAUUAUUCGUGUGCAUAUCGGAUGCGAAACCUAUUGAUUAUGAAGACAUUGCGAAUUUAUUACCAACGGAACCUCAGACCACGAAUGAUACGUUGGCCAUUAUUGUGCGGGAUCCGGUGGUGCAAGAUGCUGUACAAAAUACAGUCGGCAAUGGAUCCUUAGAAGGCUUGGUGAUAAAAAAGAAAGUGCUCGUUAUGCCCGCCACUGAACCUACUAAGGUGGUGUCACAGCGUGAACAGAUUCUCGUCGUUCCCAUGACAAAUUUAGAGGAUGUACGAAAAAAUAUAACAGAAACUGUGAAUGCAGAAACUAUAGAUGAUUCAACACCUACAGAUGUUCAACUUUUUACUGAAAACGAUGAAAAUGUACACACAAACUCGGAAAGUAAAGAUCUUUCGUUUUAUGAAUCGCAGCACGGUGAUUUAUACAAAGCAUUAAUCGAGACAUCUAAAACUACGCAGAAACCGUUCCUUAUCGAUAAUAUACCACAAGAAAUUCCAUAUAUUGUGCCGAACCCGAGCCAGGAAAUAGCGCUCUCGGAACAUCCACCACUUACAAUAUCGGUACCAAUCAUCGCGUUUCUAGAACCCGCAAAAAUAUCUGAUGAUAAAAUUGACAUGCCGAUCGCGGCAGUAUUACCAACGCAAGAUGAAAACUUAAAAAGUCAAUUUGAGAACAGCCGUGACGAAAUUCAACGGAAUGUUCAAAAUUACGUCGAUGACAACUCAUGGAACGUAGAUCCUAACAAUUGGCGAUUUGAUCUGUCCUCUUCGGAGAUGGAAGUGUCACCGUCACAGUACGAGCCGAGCACAAAACAAAUCAAAUACACGAAUGAUAUCGAAAAUUCAUUGCCUGCCGCAAUGUCUCGUGUCGAUAUUAUAACACCACUCUUUUGGACUUCGGAUGCAGAUACUAACUAUUUCAAAAAUCCACACGAUAUGGAAGUUGCCGCGCAUACUAUCUUUAGACCGCUUUUCAGAUACCGACAAGAGAUGCAGCGGAGAUCUUAUAGAAAUUCGGCUUAUCAAAGAUACAAUUCUUAUCCAAGACGAAAUUAUCGAUAUAGAUCCCGUUAUUCCAACUAUUAG